CGCACCGAUCAGACUCUCGCCCCGUUUCCUUUGUUCUUCGCUACACCAUAUUGCACUAGGUAGCUCGCUCAAUACAUACUACAGUACUACUGUAGUAUCCCUCUUCUCUACUUUAUCCAAUUUAUGGUCGUACGUUAGUUCUCUCGGGUUCAGUUAUGGAGUAGGAUAGGAGUAGAAGGAAGACGACUAUGGCAGGCAGCAGCAGCAUCCCAGCCACCACCGUCCGUGAGAUCCGUGUUGUGCAGCGCGCGGACGGGGCCGCGGCGGUACUGGCCAUCGGCACGGCGAACCCGCACCACUGCGUGCCCCAGGGCGACUACCCCGACUACUACUUCCGCGUCACCAACAGCGACCACCUCACCGACCUCAAGCCCACCUUCGCCAAGCUAUGCGGGAUGACGGGCAUCGGCAGGCGUUUCUUCCACCACACCGACGAAAUGCUCGCCACGCACCCGAACUUGUCCCUCGACGCCCGGCUGGACGUCGUGGCUACCGCCGCGCCGGAACUCGCCGCGUCGGCUGCCGCGAAGGCCAUAGCCGAAUGGGGCCGUCCGGUGGGCGACAUCACCCAUCUCGUCGUCAGCACCAACGCGGGAUCGCACGCCCCGGGCACCGAUGUCCGCUUGGUCUCCCUCCUCGGCCUCCGCCAUGAUGUCCUGCGCACCGUGCUCCAGCUCAACGGCUGCGCUUCCGGGUGCGCCGCCCUGCGCUUAGCCAAGGACCUCGCCGAGAACAACCGCGGUGCGCGCGUCCUCGUGGCCUGCGUCGAGCUCACUAUCACCGCCUUCCGCGGGCCCGACAAGGCGGACUCCUUCGACGCCCUCAUCCCCCAAGGGCUCUUCGGUGACGGUGCAGGCGCCGUCAUCGUGGGUGCUGAACCCUACGUCCACGAGCGCCCGCUGUUUGAGAUGGUGUCAGCUUCCCAGUACGUGAUACCAGACACCGAGCACAUGCUCACCAUGCAGCUCGGCAGCGGUGGCAUCGGCGGGACCAUUGCCACCGGACUGCCAAGACUGGCGGCGGGCAUCGUUGAGCAGUGCCUGCUAGAUGCAUUUGGCGACCGCCUAGCCGGCAGCGGAGGUGUCGUCGAAUGGAACAACCUCUUCUGGGCCGUGCAUCCCGGCAGCAGUGUGAUGUUGGACCACAUCGUCAGGGCACUCCGGCUUGCUCCGGGGAAGCUGGCGGCGAGCAGAACCGUGGUGAGAGAGUAUGGGAACAUGCUGGGCGCCACGGUGAUCUUCGUGCUCGAUGAGGUCAGGCGCCAAAGAGAAGAUCCUCAAGGAGAGGGAGCUGGCCAUGAUGAAGGCUGGGGGGUGAUGAUGGGAUUUGGACCGGGGUUCACUGUGGAGGCGAUGCUGCUGCACGCCGCUACCUAGGUAAUUAGAAAGAACAAAUAAAAAACACAUGGCAUAUAUAUUCAAUAAAGUGCAUGAAAUGCAACCUUUUAUAUUUCCAUAUCCACAUAUCACCUAUAUAUACGUAAGUGUAAGAAAUGUGAACAUGUGGUGUGAGAGUGGUUAAGUCCUGUAAGAGUGAUCUACAAUAUAUGGUUAUAAAUAAAAUUUUAGCUACUUGCAAGUUGCUUCAGUUGUAAA
This is a messenger RNA of Triticum dicoccoides, 1595 nucleotides long. Its product is annotated as bisdemethoxycurcumin synthase-like. The transcript is spliced from 2 exons. Lineage: Eukaryota; Viridiplantae; Streptophyta; Magnoliopsida; Poales; Poaceae. Bases 189 to 1376 code for a protein of 395 amino acids. Gene Ontology annotation, biological process: polyketide biosynthetic process. Gene Ontology annotation, molecular function: acyltransferase activity, transferring groups other than amino-acyl groups. The record is from RefSeq and is a predicted model, not a curated record.